UACUUAUUUUGCAGAAACACAAAGUGUACACUUUAGUUCAGCAUGUGGCAGCACAGAGUGAGCACCCUGGUUUUCACACACUAAAGGGGACCAAGAGGGUUAACACACUGGGAGAAGGACUCGAAUAAACUGGAAGGAUGUUUAAGUCACGUUACUCGCAUGAGGUGCGCAAGGAGAAAUACGAACGUUCAGAUACGUUUGAAGACCAAAACAUCCCAGCUGUCUCCAGCCUGGGUUCAGCCACACAAGGAUGGGAGAGUUUACAAGACCUGAAUGACCGUUUCGCAAAAUACAUCAACCGGGCCCGAGUCUUGGAGCAGAGAAAUGCUGUCUUCAGGAAGCAGUUGGAGACCCUUCAGAGAAUGGAGGAGAUCUCAGGACUGGAGGAAGUCUUUAACGAGCAGAUCAGCGUCAACCGCCAGAGAAUCCGGGAACUGUCUUCAGAUCAAGCAAAGCUGGAGAGAGAGCUGAAGGAUGCCGAGAGGAUGCUGGAUGAGUAUCACAACAAAUACAGCAAUGAAUGUGAAUAUCAGCAGCAGCUACGGGGGACACUGGAACAGCUCAACAAGGAGGCUGAUGAUGCUUUAUUAAGGAACCUGGAGCUUCAGAUUCAGUCCCAGUUUCUGCAGGAUGAUGUAAAUGCCACUAAAGAUAGGCACAAAAAGAACCUUGAAGAAAUUCAAACAUAUGUCAACAUCCUUCAUCAAAUCAUCCAAACUACCCCUCGUGUGCCAAGUGUGUCAGUUGGAACCUCUGAGCAGCAGGAGAAGCUAUUGGCACAGAGAAGAGUGCCUGCUUUGCAUAGCCAGUUAGAAGAGUACAAGAGUGCCCUCUACCAGCUACAGGCCCAAAAACAGAGGCUGCAGGCUGAGACGUCAGUGUUGGAGCAGGCCAUUAAGAGCACCCAGGAGAGUUACGAUGAUGAGAUCCAGUUGUACAAUGAGCAGAUUGAAGCCCUCCGCAAGGAGAUAGAGGAGAAUGAGAGGACCUUGGAAAAAUACACAAACGAGUGUCGCCAUUUGGCCAUGUACCAGACUUCAUUGGAGAAUGAGCUGGAUAGAUACAGGAGAAUCAUUGAAAACGAAGACAACAGAUUAAAUUCAGCUAUAAUUGGCACACCUGUUACCUUAUUCACUACCAGUUACCGAUGUACCCAUACCCCCGCUGUCACCAGAAGAGGAAAAGAUAUCACUCAGGCUAUGCAAGACAUCACAAGUGCUAAACCCAGACAGAAGAGCCUUGCCAAAAAAGCACUGAAGAAAAAGGAAAUCACCACGAAAGAUGUGACAGACAGCACCACAGAAGACAAGGCAGAAGACCCCAGAGAGGAGGAGGUGGAAGAGGGUGAGGAGGAGGUGAGAAAGGAUGAGCAGCCCCUUACAUAUCAGGAUGUAUCUCCUGAAGACGUCCCAGAUGGUGCCCAAAUAAGUAAAGCGUUUGACACGCUGUGCAACAUUGUGAGGGAGCGGAUGAGGAAACACAAGAAACCUGAGCCAAUCGCGGACUUCUACACCAAGGGGCGCUAUGUGCUGGUGAGUGGUGAGGCAAGCUAUGUGGACCCCUUCUUCUGCUCCUCAUCUCCUUCUGCUGGCCAUGUGAUUGUCACCAUCAGGGAUGACGUGAUGCCCCCGGAUGAUCUGUAUAGGGGUGGGGGUGAUGGCUCACCCACUACACCUUCUCUGCCAAUGCCACUUAAAAACGGAGAGGGUGGGGGAGACCGGGGCAAAGAAGGAGAGGACAUGGGCAAAGCAAAGAGCAAACAGGGUAAUAACGGUGAGAUGGGAGGCAAUGGAGAACAGCCCCAACCAGCAGGCGGAAAAGACACAACACCAGUGGAGCCCAGUCCAUCAGCAGGGCCCUACCCAGAACCCAGCAUGCCCCCUAGAGAUCCCUGCUCUCCUGGAAUUGGCCCCAAGAGGAACAAAGACAAAAACAUGGAAGACACCUGCCGAAGAGGCUCCGCGCCUAUGCCAGCCCCCAGAACCAAUCUUCCAGCUGAUUCCAUGAGCUACGAGAAGGUGGAGGUGGUGGAGUCUGUGGAAAAGUUCACAGAUGAUGACAGAGUCCAGGAGUACGAGGAAACGUCCAUGAUUGUGGAAACCAUGAUCGAAAAGACCAGCAAGAAGAAACACGGUGACAAAGGCUCUUAGUGCCCCAGCUAGUUUUGUGCAAGCGGUGAUUAGCUGAGAAUUAUGAUGCUGUUGAAAUUUACAUUGAAGCAUUUAGCCUUUAAUGUCUGAAAACCUGGGAAAGAAAAAAAAAACAAACAAAAAGAUGUGUGUUCCCAAUAAGAAAUGCUGCCCCAAGGAUGCCAUAAAUUGAAAGAGUGAGAUGACCAUCUACAACGUAAUAAAUUUUUAGCAUAAUUGGUAACAACAAUUUUUGCUGUGGAAGAAAUACUUCAAUAAAAAAUGCUCCUUUCAAAAAUA
Molecule: messenger RNA, 2429 nt
Organism: Lepisosteus oculatus (spotted gar)
Lineage: Eukaryota; Metazoa; Chordata; Actinopteri; Semionotiformes; Lepisosteidae
Product: filensin
Biological process (GO): lens fiber cell development
Cellular component (GO): intermediate filament; cytoplasm
Molecular function (GO): structural constituent of eye lens
Source: RefSeq, a predicted model, not a curated record